UUUUUUCUUUCACGCCUUGAGCAGCACGCAGAGCAGGAGCUAGAAGGGAAGCGAAGGAGAUGGCGAUGAGAGCAGCGGCGGCCAGGCGAGCGAGCUUGAUUCGGUUCAAGGACUCGUCUCGAGGAGCGACUCGGUACAUGAGCUCCGGCCAGGGGAGGAUCCUGAGCGAUGAGGAACUCGCUGCCGAGAAGGUCUACAUCCAGAAAAUGGAGAGGGAGAGGAUGGAGAAGCAGAGGAGGAAGGCCGAGAAAGAGAAGGCCGAGAAAGAGAAGGAGGGUGCUGACAAGAAACCUGAAGAGGCUCGUACUGCUUGAGAGCUUGAUCUUUAACUCCUGAUGAAGCGGGGGUGUCCGCAGGCGAAUAAUAAGUAUGCAAAUAAACUUGUCCUGGGAGUCGCUUCUUGUACAGAAUAAUUCUCUUGUUAAUAUCGGAUUCGGUCUACUAAGAGUGAUGCUGUUUUUGUGAGCUUGUAAUACUUAAAGCUUGGUUGUUAGUCGGUUUCCUUUUGCUUCUCUUGGAAAAUAAUACAAUCAGGAAUCAGGAUUACAUCCGUUUAUUUCGUCUAUGAAUCGGAAGAGUUGAUUUGUUA
Molecule: messenger RNA, 589 nt
Organism: Syzygium oleosum
Lineage: Eukaryota; Viridiplantae; Streptophyta; Magnoliopsida; Myrtales; Myrtaceae
Exons: 3
Coding region: 60-314 (84 amino acids)
Source: RefSeq, a predicted model, not a curated record